Molecule: messenger RNA, 2401 nt
Organism: Drosophila sulfurigaster albostrigata
Lineage: Eukaryota; Metazoa; Arthropoda; Insecta; Diptera; Drosophilidae
Gene: FipoQ
Product: F-box/LRR-repeat protein fbxl-1
Exons: 6
Coding region: 477-2024 (515 amino acids)
Biological process (GO): SCF-dependent proteasomal ubiquitin-dependent protein catabolic process; positive regulation of protein ubiquitination
Cellular component (GO): SCF ubiquitin ligase complex
Molecular function (GO): protein binding
Source: RefSeq, a predicted model, not a curated record
GAUUGCGUACAAUCUGUUGCAUAUAAUCGGUCAGUAUAUAGCGUCUAUAUACUCGACUCGUCGUAUGCGUGUGUAUUGCCCAUCGGAACAGCUGAUAAACAUUAGGCCCAGAGUAGCUCGCUCUUUUGACCACCAGCUACUACAAAGCACAACAUGCACUAGAAAUUCUUGGCAAUUCGACUCUGAACAUUACUAGCGCUCAUCUAAAAAUAGGAUGAUCUCUCUUGAGUUGCCUAGCUGACUGACUAGCUGCCUGUUGCCUGCCUGUGAGUGUGUCAAAUGUGAUUGUGGGCUUUUUGGAGAUUCUUCCUCACAGUAGUCGAAACUGCGAACACAGUGGGCACAGCUAAUUCAGACAGACGUAGAAAGUGCUCGGGAACGCGCGUAUCGCUCGCAAGUGAUCUAGUGAUCAAUUUAUAUAAGCAAAGCAUACAUACUAUAUAUUACACUCAGCUCAUCUGCUCAUCAUAUAUACUAUGGAUAUUUCUACCGAUAUUUGGGGUCAACUGGCUGUGGAGGCCUCCCAGGUUUACCUCUCAGAUGGCACAAUGCGUAGUCCCUUUGCCGACACGACCAUCGAGAAGCUGCCCGACAAGGUGUUGCUGCACAUAUUUUCAUAUCUCUCCCACCGAGAGAUUUGCCGUCUCGCCCGCAUCUGUCGUCGCUGGCGGCAGAUCGCCUACGAUACGCGCCUGUGGAAGAAUGUCUCGCUGCGUCCGGAGGUAUCGGGAUUGCAUGUGGGCUCGCUGGAGAUGCUGUUGUCACUGAUCUCGGUGCGUUUCGGACCCACCUUGCGCUACAUUGAGCUGCCCAUUGAGCUGAUCACGCACACUGUGCUCCACGAGCUGUCGGCCAAGUGUCCAAAUCUCACCCACAUGCUGUUGGAUUUCUCUACGGCUAUGCAACUGCACGAUUUCAGCGAGAUGCAAGCGUUUCCCACCAAGCUGCGAUAUAUGUGCAUCUGUCUGUCGGAGGUGAUCUUCAUGGAAGGUUUCAUGCGAAAGAUCUACAAUUUUAUCAAUGGUCUUGAGGUUCUCCACUUGGUAGGCACCUAUGAGAAGUGCGAGGAGGAGGAGGAGGAAAUCUACGAAGUCAUCAAUGUGCACAAACUGAAGUCAGCCACUCCCAAUUUGCGUGUCAUCAACUUGUAUGGCAUCAAUUUCAUUGACGACUCGCACAUCGACGCCUUCAGCUCCAAUUGCAUUCAGCUGGAGUGUUUGGCUGUUAAUUUCUGUAAUAAGGUCACGGGAUCCACGCUUAAGACAUUAGUGCAGCGUUCCAAGCGCUUAACUUGCCUCCUCAUGAAUGGAACCAGUUUGAAAUCCGAGUUUGUCAUGCAAGUCGAGUGGGAUAAGUGUGCACUGCAGGAGCUGGACAUCACAGCCACGGAUUUGACUAGCGAAUGCCUUGUUGACAUGCUGUCGCGUAUUCCCAAUCUCAAGUUUUUGUCAGCUGGUCAGAUCAAUGGAUUCAACGAUACCGUCUUGAAGCAGUGGAUGGAGUUGGGCAACACCAGAUCUCUCAUCUCCCUCGACUUGGACUCUUCAGACAACAUUACGGAUGAGGGCAUGCUCAAGUUCCUGCAGCGUCACGGCCAUCAGCUGAGCGCCUGCUGUCUGUCCGGUAUGCCGCACAUCACAGAUCAGCUCUGGAUGAGCAUAUUGCCUGUGCUGGGAAACUGCAAAAUUAUUGUAAUGGGCACCGCAGAGAAGCUGGGCGUAAACAUACACGUGGAUCAGCUGAUGGACACUAUCGCGUCCAACUGUGGCAAUCUGGAACGCUUGGAGCUGCGUUGGGAUCCGGAUAACUUGCGUUUCUCAGACAAGAGUCAGAAAGCCAUCGAUAUAUUGCGUGUCAAGUGCCUCAAGCUGCGUUGCAUGGUGCUGAGCGAUGGUCGUUACUAUGAGACCGUGAAGGCCAAUUUCGAGCGUGCCGAUCGCAUCACAGUGGUGCGCACCACAACCUGUUGUCGGGUGUCGCCGUAUCAUCUGUUGCGCAACUAUAACGAUUUGAUAUUCAAUUAAGUAGACGUGUUUUGUACAAUCCUAUAUUGUUGUUCUAUGUACUAUGUUCUCUUUACUGUUGUUAUAUCCCAGUGGAAUCAAAAUUCCUUAGUCCAUUUGGAAUUGGUUCGAUUUAAGGCAAUUUGUAUUUAGAUUUUUGGAUUAACAUGUUGCAAUACAAAAUACUUGACAUUAAAUUACAAUAUGCAAAUGUUUAAUAUAUACAAAGUUUUAUACAUACAUAUUUAGCUGCCUUAUAAGUUGUUUGAUUGCGAUUGAUCAAAUCGCUUGUUUUCCCCGCAAGCGAAUCCAAAGUAUCCUAAGAACUUGAUGCGCACCGAGGAUGGUGGUUCAAAUAAGUUCCAUAAAUAUUGUUGUCUAGUCAAAAUACUCGUAAA